UACAUGUUGUCAGUUUUUUUUUUAUAAAUUGUCUUUACAAGUUUGAUAGGAUAAAUUACUUGUCAUUAAAAUCGCUUUAUUUAUAUAUUUUUUUGCUAACACGUUAACCUUAUGACCAAGUGUUUGGACCUCUGGGAUGUUUAAACGGAAAACAUUGACAUACGAAGCUAACUUCGGGACUAGCUUACAGGAUGUCUAAACUUGAGCGUUUGAACGCCCGGGUGGCCAGACUCCUGACCGAAGCCGUGCAGGAGGUUCUGGAGGUGGUGAAGGAGACGGUGUCAGAGUACCAGGAGAAAACAGCCAGGACACAGAGAGAGAACGAGAGUCUGAAGAGGAGACUGCAGGAGCUCCAGGACAAGAUACCAAAAGAAAGCACCCAUGAGAACACAUAUAAUUUUUCUGUCCUGACUACAAGUGGGCCAUCAGCAGAGGAGAGCGACACAACAGUGAAGCAGGAUCGGAGCAUCAUUCAGAAGCAUGACUCGGAUGUUGUUGCUCUCACAGAGCAAAACAGCAACCAGCUCAACUAUGUCUUGAAACAGGAGACUAAAGAAAAAGAGAGCCACAGCGGUAUUCAGACACAAGCUGAGUCCAAGUUGGCGCAAACGUCCACAGACCACCACAAAGUACAGCUGGCAGAUGCAACGCACAACUUAGAGGGGCAGCGUAUGCCGUCUGAAACCAGGGAUGCCGGCGCAGACCCUUACUCCAGCGCACUGUUUGGGUUAAACAUGGCUGCCAUCAAAAGUGAAUCAGAGCCCACAGACUGCAUGUCAUCACAACAACCAUGUCUUCAAUCCCAGUACACCGGCUGCAUGGAUUUAAGCUGCAACUCGUCUCGUCACACCUCUGCCGAGACCCUCAGGCCGCAAGCUAGCGCUGAGCCUUACGGACUCGUUUUCGUUCGUUCAAAUCACAUGGCACACAGGAGGCAUGGAUUAGCAAAGAACACCAGGGCCGGUUUGGACGGCAGACAGAUCAGGAUGGAGCACCUCAGGAGAGACGGCUUCCACUUGUGCGUGGUCUGUGGAAAGACAUUCAGCAGGGUUGGGAACCUGAGAAUCCACCAGCGCUGCCAUACAGGAGAAAAGCCGUACGGCUGCGUCCAGUGUGGGAGGCGCUUCAGUCAGGCGGGAGACCUGAAAAAACACAAAAGGGUCCACACGGGGGAGAAGCCGUACUACUGCAGCCAGUGUGGAAAGAGCUUCAGUCGAGGGGAGAACCUCAAAAGACACCAGAGGAUCCACAUCGGAGAGACGCUGCAGUUGCAGCAAGCGUGUCAGGAGCAGCGGUAGUGAUUACAGCACUGUCGAGUGCACAACAGUAAAAUCAGCACAGUUUUUUGUUUCUUUUUUAGAGAUUUUUAAAGGUUGAUUUUUGACCUGUGAUCCUAGUUUUAGAAACAGUUGCAGUGUAUUUAAAUUGUUGCUAACUCACUGGAGCUGUUGGAAGGCUCCUCUGUUUGUCACUCUAAGCAUGGAAAAGCCAGGCAUCUGUUUUUCACCCUCUUAACCAAAGAGGGGAAGUCUUAAAAAAAAGCAUACUCUCUAUAUCUGAUAUAUCUGAUAUAUCUGAUAUAUCUGAUAUAUCAUAUCCGUGCAGUGUUACUUUGGUGACACAACUCAACCGAGUGUUGAAAUUGUAAUAACAGACAGCAGCAGAUGGGCUUCCAUGCAUUGUUGUAUCUUGCAGGAAUAUAUGUCAGUACUCAAGAGAAGCAUCUUAAACAGGAAGCUUCUGUCACUUUUCAGCUAAUUGCAUUCUCAAGGUGUUACACAGGACAUAUAAAUAAACACCAGGCAUCAGUGUGGUUUACACAGGGUGUAUCAAAAGAGUCAUCCAAUUUGGAAAAGCUGUAUUUUUUAAAGAAACAGUGUUUCAGUCAUUACAGGUGAACGACUGAACAGUUAAAGCACUUUGACAACAGAUUAUUCCUUUUGAUACACCCUGUGUAAUGAAUAAAGCUAGAAAUGUAAAAAGAAAGGCACAAAAACAUGCAGAUUUAUAUAUAAAUGUGAGCUUUUCAUUUAGGUUGAAAGAUGUUAAGAUUUUAUUGGAGCUACAUUUGAAACAGCUUAUAAAGAAACAAGAGUCUGUAAAUCUUCAGCGAUACAUUUGUAUGGCCUGUGAAAUCUAAUCGAACUUAUGUAUGCUAAAAAUAUGUUUAUAUGUAUUUCUUGUGAAGCUCCGAGGGAAUGUGACUUCUAAAAGUUGGGUCGUGCCCAAAUGUUUCAUAAACACUGCGGCUUCAUUUAAAAAAAAUUAGAUUAUUAGCAUUUCUUUUACAUGUUUCUAUGAUAUUAUGAAGAACAAUAAUAAGCAUUUUAUAAGAUUCAAAUAGAUGACCCCUCCCUGAACCUGGUUCUGCUGGAGGUUUCUUCCUGCUAAAAGGGAGUCUUUCCUCUCACCAAGUGCUUGCUCAUAGGGGAUUGUUAUUGAUGGACUUUGCUCCAUCAUGCUGGAAAAUUGCCACCAGAUUGCUCUUGGAUCACGGGAAGAAGUUGGGCUUGGAGGACGUUUGUAGGAUAGUCAAUUCAUGAAAAGUAAUAAUAAUAAUAAUAAUAAUAAUAAUAAUGGAUUGCAUUUAUAUAGCGCUUUUCGAGACCCUCAAAGCGCUUUACAAUUCCACUAUUCAUUCAGUCUUACAUUCACACACUGGUGGAGGCAAGCUACAGUUGUAGCCACAGCUGCCCUGGGGCAGACUGACAGAAGCGAGGCUGCCAUAUCGCGCCAUUGGCCCCUCUAGCCAUCACCAGUAGGCGGUAGGUGAAGUGUCUUGCCCAAGGACACAACGACUGAGACUUGUCCGUGAGUGGACAAGCAGAAGCCCAAAAGCUGUGAUCGGCUUGAGAGCUCUGAUCAUGCAGAUCUCAAAAGCUGAUAUCCUGCAUGCCACAAAGAAUUGCAGAAGUUAUGAAGAAGAUGAUGAAAUGCUUGUGAUUGUGCUUCUGUGCCAGGGAAACAUGCAGGGGUUAAAGUUUCAUUCCCAAAUCUUCAGUUAAUGAGUAAUGAAUGUGCUGCAGUCUGGCGGUCCUUCCAGCUGAUGCCAUGGAGAUACUUACUUAGGAAGAGUACUGUAGCAUAAAUGGAGUAACUGUGUUUAAAGUGGCAGGUAAUUUCAAAGAGCUCAGCAAUAAACACACAAACUGUCUGCGCAGCUUGGUUAUGCAAGCUAAAGAUACAGCUGCUAUUUUUCAGAGAGAGAAAAAAGUGAAUCUGUGAUAAAAAUCACUCUCAGAGAUGGAGAAAAAUAAUAAAAGGAUGACGAGGUUAUUUUCAAAAGCUAUGAACUCAGAGAGUGAUAGUUGACAAGCUAGAAAUUUAAAGCUACAUGUAAUGUGAUUUAAAUGGUCCUUGUUCUGUUUUUGUUUUUUUUUAUCAGAAGCUAGAUCUGUGCAGGAUGUUUUGCUGUAGCUGAAUUGUUAUUUCAAGUUGUGAAAGUUGAAUUGGAAUCAUUUUGUGUUAUGUAAAUGGUAUGAAAAUACUACACAGUUCAGUGCAGGCUAAACUGCUAUGUUAGCAGUGUUUACAUCCAGUGUACAGUACUGUGCUGUGUUGUGCUGCUGUAGAGCAGGCUGUGGUAUUCGUGGCCACUUAAGUUAGGUUAAGCAGUGGUGGAGAUGGAUAACCAGGUGAAAUAUAUGAUGUAAAACUCAGGUAAAUUUACUUUGCUGAUGAAAUUCACCUUUAUUUAAGUGAAAUUUAACACGGUUUGAUUUAAAAGAAAAAAAAAUGUAAUUCUGAAGUUUAAAAACCACCAAGGUGGAUCGAGGCUAGCAGCCGUCAGUUUAACUUCAGACUGAUGAUGCUAGAAAUUAGUCAGAAGAAUUUAAGCUGUUUAGCUUAAAGUCUACCUUUCAUAUUGCCCUUAUACCGGCCAGGUGUUGAAAUAACCGCUUCAUAGGUCAUGUUAAAAUCACAAAAAACAGUUACUCUAUCAGCUGACAGCCUGUACCCACAAAGAGAGAGAAAAUCUAAUGGCACUCACAAUGAAAAUUAAUUUGUAACUUAUUAGUAAGUGAUUCAUUAGCUCAUGCUGCACUGCUCAGUGGAUCUUAGGGGUUUGCAGCCUGCCAAAUCCCACUGUAACCCAUGGAAACAUGUAAGAAAUAAUCUAAAUAAGAAAUGAAGCAGCAAAGUGUUUAAAACACAGACUUUUGGCUAUACAAAAAGGAAAUAAAUAUGUUCUUGCAAGUUAGAUGGUGUGCAGGAGUCUCUUUGUCUCCUUUGGUACCAGCAUUACAAAUGCUAUAUUGAUAUAUUGAUGUGUGUCUCCUAGGUCUGAUUCCGUUAUAACAGUUUCCUGUGAAACGUUGGUUUGAAAAGGAGUUAACUCGACGAGUUGACCUCUUUCGGUCACCUGCAGAAUGUGUCGUCAUUUCAGUAAAUGUCAGAGAAACCUUUUAAAAAUCUGAAUUGCAUGAUUGUCAUUAAAGCUACCCGACUUUCCAGACUGAUUAAAGGCUUUCUGAUGGUUAGACAUAUGUAUUGCAAGUUAAACUUGGUUUGUGAAGCAGAG
Pelmatolapia mariae (spotted tilapia) is the source of this 4522-nucleotide messenger RNA. RefSeq names its product zinc finger and SCAN domain-containing protein 2-like. The coding region runs from base 192 to 1298 and encodes 368 amino acids. Gene Ontology annotation, molecular function: RNA polymerase II cis-regulatory region sequence-specific DNA binding; DNA-binding transcription factor activity, RNA polymerase II-specific. Gene Ontology annotation, biological process: regulation of transcription by RNA polymerase II. The transcript has 3 exons. Lineage: Eukaryota; Metazoa; Chordata; Actinopteri; Cichliformes; Cichlidae. The record is from RefSeq and is a predicted model, not a curated record.